Molecule: messenger RNA, 2545 nt
Organism: Annulohypoxylon truncatum
Lineage: Eukaryota; Fungi; Ascomycota; Sordariomycetes; Xylariales; Hypoxylaceae
Product: HET-domain-containing protein
Exons: 3
Coding region: 1-2016 (671 amino acids)
Source: RefSeq, a predicted model, not a curated record
AUGAGGGAUACUUUAACCAGGCACAAAACGGGCCAACUACUUGAAACAGAUGUAUGUGACGCAGAGGCGUCUUUCUUUGGCGUAUACUGCGACCCGAAAGGAAAAUACUACUGGAUCCGUCGGCUGUCCAUCAUGGUCGAGAUUGGAACCGAUGCAUAUAACAUCGGUGGCCCGAAGAAAAGCCUGUUUUAUGCUUUCCAGGCUUGCAACAUCGGCGCGGCGACUAUCCAAGUUGACGAUAAAUUCUUAGAUCCUCGACUUGGUACUGACAUGAUGAUAUUUGGAGGUCGUUGGCGCCCGCUUCAGCUUGAUCUCCGAUGGGUCCGCCGAUGGAUUAACAUCUGUGAGACGGAUCACGGCGACACAUGCAAGCGGGCUGACGUGGGCUUGGGGAGUAGGCUGGAGAGAAUCCGUUUUAUUGAUGUCAAGAAAAGAUGCGUAGUCACCCUGACAAGCAUUCAGCUUUCGGAUUAUCACUAUAUUGCUCUCAGCUACGUGUGGGGAGGGCCACAGGAACUGAAACUUACCAGCUCCAACAACGACAGAAUGGCGCAACAAGGGUCUCUGGCUAUGAAUCUACCACGGACUAUAGAGGACUCGAUACUGGUAACAGAGUCUCUAGGGAUUCGAUAUAUUUGGGUGGAUUCUUUAUGUAUCAUUCAAGACGACGAUGGGGACAAGGCAAUCCAGAUUAGGGCCAUGAGUCAGAUAUAUGGUUUCGCCCACCUAACAAUUAUAGGUGCAUCAUCGUCCAGCGUCCACGGAGGUCUACCUGGUAUACGACCCGGAAGCCGUUCUCUGGAACAGCAAGAGGUAAUAGUUCUGCCUGAGAGGAAGACUGGCUCUACUGGCAAUGUGCUACCGGGUUUAUCCCUUAUGACAACAUUAGACCCUAUCGCCCAUCCUAAUGAGCACUUCUUGGAACGUACACCCUGGAAUAGCCGGGGUUGGACCAUGCAAGAGCGCGUGCUGUCUCGCCGCGUACUUGUCUUCAUGCAGGAGCAGGUCUACUGGAUAUGUCGGGAAGCCAUGUUCUGUGAAGAAUCCUACUUCGAGAACAACAAUCUCCGCUUCCACAGAUUCCACGCCAACGCCACCGAGGGUACUUUAACAAAGUCUUUUAGGAAUUUCUAUGAGCCCGAGGAUGACCAAAUACGCUUCUGGAAGACGUACCAGAUUCUCGUCGCCAGUUACACUCGUCGGGCCUUCACUUGUCAAGGCGAUGUAUCUGAUGGAUUUCUUGCCAUACUUCAGGGGAUGUCGGCUCUUUCAGGCAAAGAGUUUACUUGGGGUCUACCUCGAUCCCACUUUGAGCAGGGCCUGCUCUGGAACUCCUUUACCGGUCUACAACGUAGAGAAGAGUAUUCGACUCUUCCGAUGACGUCUUUGCAUGUCAAGGUUCCUUUCCCUAGCUGGUCGUGGAUGGGCUGGAUAGGCGAGGCGUUUGUCUGUAUCGGGGACGACCGCUACGAUAUAGACCUAGGGGAAGUUCCCGAGAUACUCUGUUUUGAGCAUUACCAUUCCCCCCUCCGCCUCGAACGUGUGAGAAAGGCGACAGUAGGAUAUGACUUGAUAGCGUCGCAUGAUUGCGCAAGUUGGAAGGCUCAUCACAACCAACCUGUUACGCUAUCCGAUAUUGCCGCCCAAAACCCACGGCUUCUCUCAAAAGAGCUUGGCGAUGUUCCCGAAACGCAGUUAAUCUUCUUCUGGACGAGCUCUGCUAUCUUGACUUUGGCCCAGCCGGCGGACGACGCAAAUCGGUCCUUUACAAUCGUGGACUCACAUGGGAGCAUAGUCGGCUCUACAGGAACUGUAGGGCCUAAGUCGAGUGGAAGUCAAGGCCGGCAUGAAUUCAUCGUCAUAGGUAGCCGGCGAAACCAGUUCUCGGAUCCAAUGCUACUACUACUCCAGAUAGAGUGGCGAGAAAAUAUUGCCUAUCGCGUCAAUAGUGCGGAGAUUAACGAAAGCGCAUGGGAGGCAGAAAAUCACACGUGGAAACUUAUUCCACUUAGAUGACUGUGCCUUUCUCCUUGAUUGAGACUCGUAUUGAAGGUAAAGUGAUUGGUCUGGAUGAGAUAUGAAUUCUCGAACGAUGUCAGGGAUUCUGGAGGUCCUUAGAUUAGCGAGCAGCUAUACCUCCUAGGUACCUAAGCAUAUAGCUGCCACUCAGUCCAUAGAUUUAGCUGACAUGACUUAGAAUCUAUCACAAUUUGCAACACGCGAGGAGGGGCGACGAGGACCCAUCAACCCUUUCGGCUCAGCAAGCUCAGACCACAGUAGCUCAGCCACCUGCACAGCCACAUGUGACUUUUUGCGAAGUAAGCGAAAAGGACACUUGUGGCUGUGCUAAUGUGCCUUGAAUUUAAAGGGGGUGGAAGAGUAGUACCUAAGUAAGGGGGCAUAUUUAAGGACAUUCGAUUCGAAGGAAAGUAUACCUAUAUACAAGUUCUCUUGUCGCUAUAUAUGAGUGGGGUGUUCAGAUAGGUGCACGAGGCUUUUAGACUAGACUUCAGUAACGCCAAUGUUUAAUCCCCUUACGUGUUCA